This is a messenger RNA of Ahaetulla prasina, 3570 nucleotides long. Its product is annotated as cytochrome P450 4B1-like. The transcript has 12 exons. The record is from RefSeq and is a predicted model, not a curated record. NCBI's taxonomy places the organism in Eukaryota, Metazoa, Chordata, Lepidosauria, Squamata, Colubridae. The coding region runs from base 243 to 1748 and encodes 501 amino acids. Gene Ontology annotation, molecular function: iron ion binding; heme binding; oxidoreductase activity, acting on paired donors, with incorporation or reduction of molecular oxygen.
UAGGGGCCGAAACCUGCCUCUCCGCACAUUCAAGCUCCACUGGAAAACUCCAGAUUCCCGAAGAAGCAGCGCGUGCGGCUUCGGAACCGUUGCCAUGUCCUUUCUCUCCUUUGCCAACUUUUCAUCGAGACCGUAAAGCGUCCACAACAAGCAUCGCUCCUCGUAGCUUUCUCUCUUUGGAAAAAAGCCAUUUUGUCACCCGGACGGCCAGCUCUUCCUCCCGAGCCGCCUUUUACUUUGCGAUGGACCUUUCCCGGGUUUGGCACCUGGUUGCCGUGUUUUGCUUGACCUACGUGCUGAUCAAAAUCAUCCAGUUGCAUCGCCGUAGACAGGCGCUGCUGAAAGCUUUGAACAGUUUUGCCGGUCCCCCUCCCCAUUGGCUUUAUGGUCAUAUACUUGAGUUUUCAUCUGUUUCUGCAGUUUACAGAAAAACAGAGAAAUGGAGUUGUCUGUAUCCAUUUGCCUUUCCUCUGUGGUUUGGCAGGUUCACUGCACUUUUGAAUAUCAUACAUCCUGAUUAUGCAAAACCAAUACUUGCUCGAACGGAACCAAAAGAUAAUUUUAGUUAUCGGAACAUAGUCCCAUGGAUUGGGAAAGGUUUAUUGGUCUUGCAUGGACCCAAAUGGGCACAACAUCGAAAAUUGCUAACUCCAGGCUUCCACUUUAAUGUAUUAAAGCCAUAUGUGCCCCUGAUUGCAGACUCUACGAAAGUGAUGUUGGAUAAAUGGGAACAACUGAUCAUGAAGGAGAAAUCAGUGGAACUCUUUGAACAUGUGAGCUUGAUGACACUUGAUAGCAUCAUGAAAUGUGCCUUUGGUUAUAACAGCAACUGUCAAAUGUACAAGGAAAAUUCUUACGUUCAAGCUGUCUUUGAGCUUUGCUUCUUGAUAUAUGCCAGGAUGCACCACAUUGUAGGUCAGAGUGAUCUUCUAUAUUGGUUCAGUCCCCAUGGAUUUCGGUUUCGGAAAGCCUGCCAAGUUGCUCACCUUCAUACAGAGAAAGUAAUCAAGGAAAGAAAGGAAUCUUUGAAGGCUGAGGAAGAACUUCAAAAGAUCCAGGCGAAGAGGCAUUUGGAUUUUCUUGACAUUCUUCUUUGUGCCAAAGAUGAAAAUGGCAUUGGAUUAUCUGAUGAAGAGAUACGUGCUGAAGUGGACACUUUCAUGUUUGAAGGUCACGACACCACGGCUAGUGGGAUCUCUUGGCUGCUGUAUUGCCUUGCACAAAAUCCAGAGCAUCAGGAAAGAUGUAGAGAGGAGAUAAAAUCCAUUCUGGGAGAUCGUGACACAAUCGAGUGGGAUGAUCUUAAUAAGAUGACUUACUGCACCUUAUGCAUUAAAGAGAGUCUCCGCCUUUAUUCCCCGGUACCUGGAGUGUCCCGAGAAUUAACCAAACCUGUUACAUUUUUUGAUGGGAAAACUCUACCUGAAGGCACCUGGGUUGUGAUAAGCAUUCACCUUAUCCACAAGAACCCCAGUAUAUGGCAUAAUCCAGAGGUGUUUGACCCACUGAGGUUUUCUCCUGAGAACUUAUCUGGCAGAAAUUCUCAUGCUUUUCUUCCGUUUGCUGCUGGGCCAAGAAACUGCAUUGGACAGCAGUUUGCAAUGAAUGAGAUGAAAGUGGUUCUCGCUAUGACUUUGCUUCGAUUUGAAUUGUCACUUGAUUUAUCAAAGCCUCCGCCUGUUCCAGUGCCUCUGAUUGUCUUGCGUUCUGACAAAGGAAUUCAUCUUCGCUUGAAGAAACUGGGGUGAACCUAUAAUUAAUUGAGGAAAUAAUUCAUGUUGAAGAAGAAACUUGGGGCGAACCUAUAAUUAAUUGAGGAAAUAAUUCAUGUGGGGAGCAGAGAAGGGCUUCUGUAGAAUUUUCUCAUCCAGCCAGGUGCUCUGUACAUGUUUUGAGAUUAUAAUUCCCAGAAUACUUCUGUUGCUCUUCAAAAAAUAUUGAGACUUUAAUCAUGGUGGCUGGGAAUUAAAAUAUUAAUACCUGUGGGGACUAAUAAUUUAACUGAAAAUGGGAAGGAGAAUGUAGAAAUUAUAGAAUGAUAUUUGCAAAUAAUUACCAUGAAGCAUAUUUUCUCCUGAUGAAAGGUUGAAUGGCCAAGAUAUCUGAUUUCAUCUACUGCCAAUUCAUUUUUAGAUUAACUACAACACUAGCAAAAAUUUCACUCAGUAAUUAAUACACUGUGCGGGUUUUUUUUAAUUAAUGUUCACAUGUAGUCAUGAAUUACAGUAUGGGAAGAUAAAAGAUCAACAUUUGAGUGGCCUUGUAACAUCCAACUACAAGCAUCUUGUUAUAGCAGUAGCACUUAGAUACUGCUUCACAGUGUUUUAUAGCCCUCUCUAAACCGUUUACAGCGUCAGCAAAUUGUCCCCAACAAUCUGGGUCCUCAUUUUAAUGACCUUGGAACGAUGGAAGGCUGAGUCAACCUUGAGCCUAGUGAGAUUCGAACUGUCAAAUUGCAGGCAGCCAGCCGUCAGCAGAAGUAGCCUGCAGUACUGCAAUCUAACCACUGCACCACCAUGGCUCUUAUAGUCUAUCUAUAGUUACAGACUUUGACUGCUUUCAGCAGAGAAAUUACUCUUUAAUUUCUUUCUUCUCAUGUGAUAAGCAGCAGUGUAUGACCUUUCUUGAUGUAGGUCAGUUCUUUCAGUCACUCAUAUCGUAGAGUAAUUCAGCUCCAAGUUGGGCUUGGAAGCCAAGACAGAAGCCAGAAUAUAUGCCUCUGGGAUUCUAGUACUGUUAUAUAAAAUAUGUUCACAGUAUUUGAUUAUCAAAAAGAAAAUUCAUUUGUUACUAAAAUUGCAUGCUUUGUCCAUACUGGAUAUUAUUAAACUAAUCGUAUGCAAACCAUAAUUUUCCAAAUAACCUUUGAAUGAAAUAUGAAGUGCACAACAACAGCAGAUAUGGAAAAUUUAAUACAGUGGUAAGUAAAGUUUCUUUUGACUCAGGACAUAAUUGUAGCUUCUCCUUGCCUUCCUCCUUCAAAGUAUAAGUCUGUAUGUUCCAGGUAAACCAGAUAGGAAAUGCAACAAGAUGAACUAAUUCUACUUUAUUGUAAGGCUUCUUUAACAGAAUCGUGGAUGUCUGUAAGUUUACAUUUUCCACCACCACUUUUAAUUGCUUGCUCCAUUAAGGCAAGUCUUUCCUAUUUUUUUCUGGACAAUUUCUCUGAACACUGGGACAAGAGGGGAGGGCGGGUUCCUGCAUCUCCUGUCUGAUUGUUUCCUAGGCAGUAUCUCUUCUAGACACAAGAACAGUUUUUUCCCGAAUGCCAUCACUCUACUAAACAAAUAAUUCCCUCAACACUGUCAAACUAUUUACUAAAUCUGCACUACUAUUAAUCUUCUCAUCGUUCCCAUCACCAAUCUCUUUCCACUUAUGACUGUAUGACUGUAACUUUGUUGCUGGUAAUCCUUACGAUUUAUAUUGAUAUAUUGACCAUCAUUUGUGUUGUAAAUGUUGUACCUUGAUGAAGGUAUCUUUUCUUUUAUGUACACUGAGAGCAUAUGCACCAAGACAAAUUCUUUAUGUGUCCAAUCACACUUGGCCAAUAAAAAAUUCUAUUCCAUUCUA